UGCGCCUGCGCACAGUUGGCUUUCUAUCGUUGACGUCUGCGGAUUUGUGCGCACGUUUCUGCGUUUUUUCGAUUCGCGGUUCGGUUCGAUUUGAUUGUGGACGUGGACUUAUUCCUCCUCUUCGCACACACACACAAAAUAAAAUAAAAACACAGAUACAGUGGCGAACAUGUGAAGUGGCAAUAAUCGAAAGAGCAAGCAACAGAAAUUAGAACAAGCCCACAGCAAAAAUUCAAAAGAAAGAAAGAAAAAAAGAAGUGAACAAAAACGCAAAAUUUUACUAUGUUUAAAAUGCGGCUAAAAAAUUGUGAAAAUGGUUGACAAAAAGUUAAAGAAAUUGUCAAAUACAUUCCAAAUCCAAUUAUUAAAAUUCCCAACAAAGUGCUAAAAGUGAAGAAAAACAGUGCAAUACAAAGGAAAUACGCUUAACAAAAAGUUAAAAUUCAAAACAAAUACAAAACAAAAUAUCAAAAAUAAAUAAAUAUUAUUACACAUGCUAAAUACUCCCAAAAAACGCUGUUGUAAAUAUUUAAACCAGGAAAUCAGCUGCGUUGACCCAUUGUACAUACUGCAAAAAAAAACAAAUAAAAUCCAAGAAUAUUGGAAAGCAAUCUAAAUUAAACCACUAUCCACUACGGAACUAUCGUCCCAGAUUAAAGGGUUGCAAUUUAUAUCUAUAUCCCACAUUUAAUAAACAAUCUACUCGAACUACUACCUGUUCAUUUUUUUAUGCAUAGUUUUAUGUCUUCCUCCCAUUGUUUUUGAUUUUUAAAUUACAACCCCAAGGAUUAAAUAUAAACUGAGCACGGAUUAUCGCUUACAAUAACACAAACAGAAAACACCGAAAAAAAACUUCCAAAAGGCGUUGAAAAUAUUUUGAAAAUUGUUUUCAAAAUGUCAAUUAGCUGAAGCUGCAAUUUCGUAACACUGAAACUUGGUCCUUGGAUAGCGUCGGAUCUGUUAACCCACGGAUCGCCGGAAGAUUCGCCUCGAUCGCCUGGGUCCACUGACAAUGAAGUUUUGCAGCAUGAACGGCCCAAGUGAAUCGGAAGUUGAGAGCCUGCUGAUGAGUCCUUGCUGGGGACCUCCCCAGACCUCCGCCCAGGAUCAGUACCUGCUCGAUGGGCACAAGCUGCUGCUGGAGCACGAUCUGGAUUCGCUGCCCAGCGAUGCGGAUCAGAAGAACUCGCUGGAUGUCCUGGACAAUCUGCUGCUGAACGGAUCGUCCCUGAAUGCCCUGUCCGACCUGAAACCCCUACCGCCCUUCACCGGCUACACGGGUCACCUGUCCAUCAAUGGGAUCUCCGGCCACCACUACCAUGCCAUUGCCCAAAGGCUGCCGGAUGAGAGCAACAACAACUACAUGCAGAGUGCCUACCACGCCCAGAACCAAUCGAAUCCCACGCAAUCGAACGGGGGCAGCAAUAGCAACUCGAACUCCAAUGAGCACAACAUAGUCUCCUCCUCCACCUGCUUACCCGAAAGUGUUCUCAGUGGGAGUGGCGGAGGGGGGGGCACGGGAGGUGGAGGAGGAGGAGGUGGCAACGAUGCCUGCCUGGCGGACGUGAAGCUCUUCGCCGAUAGUCAACUAGAUUCUAAGCUUUACUCCGUGGCCGACAGCUGUGUGAUGAAUGGCUCUUCCGGCUCCUCAGCGAAUGGCAAUGGAGCCGGUCCCAGCAUAGCCACACUGACGCCCAUCGACCAGGUGGCCGACUCCCUGCACAACUCGGGUGUUCGCAUCUACAAGGACCUGACGGAGUAUGUGGACAUGAACUCCAUAGAUGACAUUGCCGCCAUUAUUGGUUCCGCCAUUGCGGACACCACGGUGCCCAAUCAACUGGACAAGGACGACAACAACGACACGCGGGACAGCUGGAUGGAUCUGGAUGCGUGGAUCGAUGGCAACUGCAUACAGCAGGAGUCGGCCAAGGUGCUGGUAUCGCAGCAGGAUUCCCUGGGGGACUUUAUGCUGCCGCACAGUCCGCUGCCCAUGCAUGCCAGUAGUUCCACGCUCCAGAGUUUACUGAGCCACGGCUACAUGCCGCUGCUGCAGAACCGCCUGCAGAAUGGUCCACCGAAUGGUAACUCAUCUGGAGGAGGAGGAGGAGCGAAUCCCGGAUCGGGGAUCAAGGGGGAUCCCCAGGCGCCCACAUCUACCUCGUAUUGCAACGAACUGGCGGCGGCCACCAGCAGCAGUUGCAGUCCACCCGGUUCGGUGGUCAGCACCACCGACAAUCCCAACGGCCUGAUGAUCAAUCCGCGGUACCUGAGCAAUCCGACCAACAAUCAGGCUACGGGGAAUCCCCAUCAGCACGGUGGCUAUGCCAUGCAGAAUUCGGGCCUUUCCCUCAAGGACAAUGGCCUGUGUUCGCCGGAUCUCCUGGGCAACUAUCCGCAUACGACGACGGCCAGCACGACGGGUUCGGAGCUGCGAACCGGGGCGCCCAAGGCCAAGAGAUCCCGAUCCCAGAAGAAGUCCAACCAGCAGCAGCAGCAACAGCAGCAACAGCAACAACAACAGCAGCAGGGGGAGGGCGGGGGAGCACCCAACACGCCCCAAAUGAGCGCCAUUUCACCCUCCGGUUUCAGCGCCAGCGAUCUGAGCGGACUGCUCGGAAAGGAGAAGCCCGUCCAUCGGUGCAGCAUCUGCAAUCGGGGAUUCCUCAACAAGUCCAACAUCAAGGUGCAUCUGCGCACCCACACCGGCGAAAAACCCUUCCGCUGCGACGUCUGCGCCAAGGCCUUUCGCCAGAAGGCGCACCUGCUCAAACAUCAACAGAUACACAAGAGAAUUGGGCGUGACUGACGCUCCUCCACGAGCUUUAUGUUAUAGCCGAACAACCAGUAGCAUCUAACAGGGAGGGCUUCCAUUCCCAGCACAGAAAAAUAGGAUCAUUUACAUAGGAUUCCUUAGACAAUUUGGUUAAAUCGGAAUUUGUCAAAUAUCUUCCUUCCAAAAAAGACUGUUUAGUUUCUUGGAAAGUGGAAUUUAUUCUUACCGAAUUCACCAAAUUUGUAAACUUAGAAACAAAUUAAAACUUCAAAUUUAUAUCACAUCAAUGUGUAAUAUCUAUUAAAAAGAUAUGACACCAAUUGUCAAUUCUAAAAAUCUCUUGAAAAUAUGUCCAAAUGGGCAGCUUUUCAAGUGCUUUCAAAUCACUAGAAGCUUUAAAUUUUGAUUUAAAAUCAAUUACUAAAUUUUGCAAGGAUUUAUAUUUUAUUUGAUUUGUUCAAGUUUUGGAUGUCAUGUAACUAUCAUCUGAUAUUUUUCUGUGAGGGAUUAUUCCCGCCUCAAUUUUGAGUCCAUUAUUGGACCCUUUAUUGCCUGGUGGAUGGAUUCUCCCUGUUUUCUCUGUGUGCGUGUGUGCCAGUGCUCGGCCAGAAUAAUGUCUGAGUAUCGUCCAGAACUCGGAGAUUGUCCAGUCUAUAUAUCCACUAUAUAUAUAGGAAAAUGCUUAAUAGGUCACGCAGUGGCAUACACACACUUUUUGAUAUUCGUUGUUGUUGGUUGCUUUUGAUCUCUUCGUUUAUUCGUAAAUAGUAAAAAAAAAAGGAUUAGAAAAAAGUUAAAUAGUGGAAAUAUUUUGAGAUUUUAAGAAGAACUUUAAAGUUCCUUGAAAAUCAAGAACAAAAAGAUUAUCUGAAAAAUUAAAAAACUUUUAACAUCUCUUAGAUUUAUUUUGUUUUGCCCGUUUUCGUUAGAAAUUUUUUUUUUUUAAGAACAUUUUUGAUUUUAAAAGACAAGAAAAUGUUAGUUCACUUUUGACAGGUUAAAUUAACAUCAACCUACUACCUCCAAUCAGAAAAUAAAAUGUUGAGAAGCUUUAUCACACCAGAUUUGUAGCCUCAGAAAUAGCGAAAAUCCAAAGAGACCACAAGCAAUGUAAGAACAACGAAGCGUCCAAUUGUCAUUCUGCAACUGUUGUUCUGUUUUGAUGCAGGGUCGCGGGCUUCGAGCAGCCAAGGUCCUGGCACAGGUAAAUCGUAUCUAAUAACAAUCUAGACAAUAAUACCAAUUAAGGAGGGGGAAUGAGCGGAAGGUGUAUAAAGUUCUGAAUGUUGUCUGUACCUCAUCAUGUUGAAAACUGAAAAAGUGACGCAUACAAAUUACAUUUUAAAUUAACACUAAUCAAGCAAAAGCAAUAACAAUUUUAAAUUAAUUACUUUUAAAAUGUACAAACCAAUGGAAAAGCGUUAUUUUUAAAAAUGUUUAGAUGUAAGAAUUUGUAGCGGGCUUGGCAAAAUAUUAUUCAUAAUAAUCAAUUUGCAAAACAUGAAACGUUGAAGAAGAUAAAUCUAAACCGAAAUCGAUGGAAAUGAUGAAAAUCGUUUAGCAAAGUACUCAAGUAAUAAACUCGAUUUAAUUUAGCCAAUAUCGUAAAGCGUUGUUAAUUUGUUUUUUAAAAAGUUUGUUGCUAAAGUUUUAACGUUAAUCUUAACCUUAAAUUAUGUUCAAUAUACCCGAAAUUAUUUAUCUUUAAUCAUUGGACACACUCAGCACCCGAAAAAAAACCAACAAUUAAAUAAACCAUAAAAUAGUUUAAUUCUAAUUUAAACGUAUGUGUAAUUUCUAUAAACAAAAGACAAUAUUAAUUGUGUUAUUUUAGUUAUCGUGCAAUUUUAUUUAUUUUUACAAAAGCAAACUUGAAUUUUGUUCAACACAUUUCGAUUUGUAAAUAUUUAUUUCGUAACUGUAAUGCCUAAUAUUUAAUUAAUUAUAUUUAAAUAAAUUCAAAUGUCAUUCAAAAUGUGCAAAACAAACUAAGCCUACAA
Messenger RNA from Drosophila rhopaloa, 4773 nucleotides. RefSeq names its product ichor (gene ich). The coding region runs from base 1013 to 2806 and encodes 597 amino acids. The transcript has 3 exons. Gene Ontology annotation, cellular component: nucleus. The record is from RefSeq and is a predicted model, not a curated record. Gene Ontology annotation, molecular function: DNA-binding transcription factor activity, RNA polymerase II-specific; RNA polymerase II transcription regulatory region sequence-specific DNA binding. Lineage: Eukaryota; Metazoa; Arthropoda; Insecta; Diptera; Drosophilidae. Gene Ontology annotation, biological process: regulation of transcription by RNA polymerase II; embryonic pattern specification; embryo development.